GCCCCGAGGAAGGCCCGCCCCCGCCCCUCGUGGCUGCGCGCGGCGCUCGGGGAGGACGGUCAUGGCGCGCGAGUUGCGGGCGCUGCUGCUGUGGGGCCGCCGCUUGCGGCCUCCGCUGCGGGCGCCGGUGCUGGCGGCUGCCCCGGGAGGAAAGCCAGUUCUGGGUCCUUGGAGGAUGACAGGCCAGCCAGGGAGCCCCGGGCAAGGCCUGGCUGCACCCCACUUCUGGGCUGGGCGGCUGUACAGUACGCAGGCCACCGAGGAGAAGGAGGAGCCCCUGCGCCCGUUCAUCAGCAGCACAGAGACCGUGCAGGGUUCUGCUUCCAAACACGAGUUCCAGGCUGAGACAAAAAAGCUUUUGGACAUUGUUGCACGUUCCUUGUACUCAGAAAAAGAGAUCUUCAUCCGGGAGCUGAUCUCCAACAGCAGCGAUGCCUUGGAAAAGCUGCGCCAUAAGCUGGUGUCAGAAGGCCAGACACCGCCGGAACUGGAGAUCCACCUGCAGACAGAUGCCGAGAAAGGCACCCUCACGAUCCAGGACACCGGAAUUGGGAUGACACAUGAUGAGCUGGUGUCCAACCUCGGGACGAUCGCCCGAUCCGGAUCCAAGGCCUUCCUGGACGCCCUGCAGAGCCAGGCCGAGGCCAGCAGCAGGAUCAUCGGCCAGUUCGGUGUGGGCUUCUACUCCGCCUUCAUGGUGGCCGACAGGGUGGAGGUCUUCUCCCGGCCGGCGGCCCCCGGGAGCCCAGGCCACCAGUGGCUUUCUGACGGCUCUGGAGUGUUCGAAAUCGCUGAAGCUUCAGGAGUCAGGACUGGGACCAAAAUAAUCAUCCACCUCAAGCCAGACUGCAGGGAGUUCGCCAGUGAGGCCCGGGUUCGAGAUGUGGUCACAAAAUACAGUAACUUUGUCAGCUUCCCCCUGUACCUUAACGGGAGGCGUCUCAACACUUUGCAGGCCAUCUGGACGCUGGACGCCAAGGACGUGGGCGAGUGGCAGCACGAGGAGUUCUACCGCUACAUCGCACAGGCCCACGACAAACCCCGCUACACCCUGCACUACAGGGCGGACGCGCCGCUCAGCAUCCGCAGCGUCUUCUACGUGCCCGAGAUGAAGCCGUCCAUGUUGGAUGUGAGCCGGGAGCUGGGGUCGAGCGUGGCGCUGUACAGCCGCAAAGUCCUCAUCCAGACCAAGGCUGCCGAGGUCCUGCCCCGCUGGCUGCGCUUUGUGCGAGGUGUGGUGGACAGCGAGGACAUCCCGCUGAACCUGAGCCGGGAGCUCCUGCAGGAGAGCGCACUCAUCAGGAAACUCCGGGAUGUUCUACAGCAGAGGCUGAUAAAGUUCUUCGUUGACCAGAGUAAAAAAGACGCUGAGAAAUACGCGAAGUUUUUUGACGAUUACGGCUUGUUCAUGCGAGAGGGCGUUGUGACCACCGCGGAGCAGGAGGUCAAGGAGGAGAUUGCGAAGCUGCUGCGGUACGAGUCCUCGGCACUGCCCGCAGGCCAGCUGACCAGCCUGGGGGACUACGCGGGGCGCAUGGCAGCCGGCACCCGCAACAUCUACUACCUGUGCACGCCCAGCCGGCACCUGGCGGAGCACUCGCCCUACUACGAGGCCAUGAAGCAGAAGGGCAUGGAGGUUCUCUUCUGCUAUGAGCAGUUUGAUGAGCUGACCCUGCUCCACCUCCGGGAGUUUGACAAGAAAAAGCUGGUUUCUGUGGAGACGGACAUCGUUAUCGAUCACUACAAGGAGGAGAAGUUCGAGGGCGGGUCCCCAGCUGACGAGCGCCUGUCCGAGGAGGAGGCAGAGGAGCUGCUGGCCUGGAUGAGGAACGCACUGGGGCCGCGGGUUGCCAACGUGAAGGUGACUCUCCGCCUGGACACCCACCCCGCCAUGGUCACGGUGCUGGAGAUGGGGGCUGCCCGGCACUUCCUGCGCAUGCAGCAGCUGGCCAGGACCCAGGAGGAGCGUGCCCAGAUCCUGCAGCCCACCCUGGAGAUCAACCCCAGGCACAGGCUGAUCAGGAAGCUCAGUCAGCUGAGAGAGCGCGAGCCGGACCUGGCCCAGCUGCUUGUCGACCAGAUAUAUGAGAAUGCCAUGAUCACCGCGGGGCUGGUGGACGACCCCAGGCCCAUGGUGAGCCGCCUCACCGAGCUCCUCACCCGGGCCCUGGACCGGCACUGACGGCAGGACCCAAUGCCUCAGCCGAGAAUACUGCCUUUUCUUGAGCUUUAUUUAUCCAGAUUAAAAGUUGUUUCUUAACCUA
Molecule: messenger RNA, 2264 nt
Organism: Choloepus didactylus (southern two-toed sloth)
Lineage: Eukaryota; Metazoa; Chordata; Mammalia; Pilosa; Megalonychidae
Gene: TRAP1
Product: TNF receptor associated protein 1
Exons: 18
Coding region: 62-2182 (706 amino acids)
Biological process (GO): protein folding
Cellular component (GO): mitochondrial inner membrane
Molecular function (GO): ATP hydrolysis activity; protein kinase binding; ATP binding
Source: RefSeq, a predicted model, not a curated record